Messenger RNA from Achroia grisella, 2535 nucleotides. RefSeq names its product homeobox protein HMX3-B-like. Bases 183 to 1220 code for a protein of 345 amino acids. Gene Ontology annotation, biological process: regulation of transcription by RNA polymerase II. Gene Ontology annotation, cellular component: nucleus. Gene Ontology annotation, molecular function: RNA polymerase II transcription regulatory region sequence-specific DNA binding; DNA-binding transcription factor activity, RNA polymerase II-specific. NCBI's taxonomy places the organism in Eukaryota, Metazoa, Arthropoda, Insecta, Lepidoptera, Pyralidae. The record is from RefSeq and is a predicted model, not a curated record. The transcript has 4 exons.
UAGGCCGAACGCGGGGAAGUCACGCGAUUCUUGCGUGGUUGUAACGUAUAGACUCACAUUUAUGGAAGUGUAGUGUUGUGAUGACGGAUACCUAUUAUGUACUGUGUAUGUGAUAGAUCAUCGGGACAAACUUAUAUAUAUAUUUUAUCAGAUCGCCAUAAAAUGAGGAACUGACCACCAAAAUGGACUCUCCGGUGUCAUCGCAAGAUGAACGAGACAUCGAAGUGAACGUGGUGUCAGGUGCGAGCAGUCCAGAUAUCACGUCGUCACCUUCUAGACCAGAACAGAAGAGUCCCUAUUAUGAACUGAAGAAGGAUAAAGAAGAAAAGGCGACAGGCAGUGCGCCCUACACCAGUUUUUCAAUUAGCUCUAUUCUAAACAGAACCGAACCUAGAAGAGAUUCGAAUGUUCUGGAAGCGGCUUUGGCGGCAAAUCAAUUCGGGAACGCAAAUGAUGCAAUGCUAUCAAGGCUAGGACUGAUAUCACAAUGGAGUGCGCUGGCCGGACGGUACGGGGGUUUGGUGCCCGCGCCGUGGUACUGGCAACGACCACAUGAGAGAUCCACCCCGCCUAGAGAAGACUCUACUACCAAUGAAGAAGGUUCAGCUGGAGGCUCGCCGCGGCCCCGCAGUCCACCCAGAGUUCCCACCCCACCGUCACCAUCCCGCUCCUCACCACGCUCACCACGACUACAUCCCGCACUUUACCCUCAACAACAAGAUCCUCAAGAUUCAGAUCCAGAUGUCGACGAAAGCGACGACUUCGACAAAGACGAGAAACGUGACCCCAACGCCAACUUAGGCAAGCGGAAGAAGAAAACGCGAACGGUCUUCUCUAGAUCUCAAGUGUUUCAACUUGAGUCCACAUUUGACAUGAAACGGUACCUUAGCAGCUCGGAACGAGCCGGGUUAGCGGCCAGUCUUCAUUUGACGGAAACGCAAGUCAAAAUCUGGUUUCAGAACCGACGCAAUAAAUGGAAGAGACAGCUAGCAGCGGAGUUAGAGGCUGCCAACAUGGCACAUGCAGCUCAACGGUUAGUCCGAGUACCGAUCCUGUACCAUGAAUCGAGACCGACGUCGAUUCCACACACACCGUUACCGCUUCAUCCUCAAUUUACAAAUGAGCCCGGCGUAUACUUCCCUCCUCAGGCGCCGCAGCAGCUUCAACCGCUCCCGGCUUCACCGGUUACCUCUAGGGCGCCACUGUCCAGUCUAGUGUAGUGUUCACUUGAUUCCGUACGCAAGACUGAUAGCGCGGACGGACAAAUGUUUUGAAUACUAAGUGGUUAAUGAAUUAAGUUUCUGGUCCAGUGUAAUUAUAAUAAUGAAUUCAUUCAGUUAUAAUAAAUAUAGCGCUUAUUAGCCUGAAAAGCGCUUGGAGUGAGCUCGAACUGAGGCCAGUAGCAACAGACCGUGAUUUAUGAACGUUUAAUUAAGGACUAGUCAUAUUAUGAAUAUCAAAGCCAAAUCGUUCAAAAGUUAUUAGGUAAUUUUGUAUAGGUAAAAGCCUGGUAUAAGUAAUUAGUAAAUAAACUUACUUAGUAAACUAUUUAUUUACUUGGCUAGAUGAUAGUUAUGAAGAUUCAAAUAAAUGUAACGUACAAAAUUGACAUUCAAGUUGUAAAUAAAAUGUAUAUAAGAAUGUUUUAAUAAAGUUUCAUUGUAUUUAUUCUGCAAUAAGCGCUAGUUAAUAUUGUAAAUAAAAUAGAGAUUAAAGAACUGAAUAUUAUGCUUCUCAUGAAAAUAUGUUUUGCUAAAUGUGAAAGAAUAAAUAAUCUUCUCAUACAUAAGCACAAUGACAAACUUCAGCUAUAACUACAAUAACUUUUCCAAGAGAUUGUAUUAAGCCAUGUAGUUUUAUAAAUUUCCAAAAUACUCUCAUUUCAUUUUGAUUACAUGACUUCAUAUAUACCUACUUCCAUUUUCUAAAAAACACCAGUUUCAGAAAAUAUAGAAUUCAAGGUUUAUUUUUGUGUUCAAUAGCGGAUUUCAAGUAAACUUUUUACUAACUUGGUCUCGAUUUGCCUUCUUCCUCUACUUUAAUUUCUACAAUAUAAAAGUGCUUAGAUAUUAGCUAUAUACCUUGUCAUUCUAACGAAGCAUUUAACUUCUGUAAAAUGUCGGAUGUGUUUAAGAAGAAAUCUUGUAUAUAGAUAGUAAACGAAAGGCAUCAAAUAUGUUUGUAAAAUAAAUGUACUUGUCCAUUUAAUUGAUACUCGAAGAUUUAUUUGCUGCCGUUUGUUUUUCCUUUUCCGUAUUAAUUUACUGUUGAUUAUAUUGUGUGUACAUUGAAUUGAAGUUACAUCAUAAAGUGUAAGUAUAUUUUUAUGAAAUGUCAUAUUCUAAUACUUUGUUACAAAGUAGUGUAUCUACCUACAGCCUUAAUUUUAUUUCACACCUAAUCUGCUAAUAAAAUAUUUAAAAUGUGUUGCCAUGUUGCUUUAAUGUAAUUCUGUAAUAUUGCUAGCCUAAAUAAUUGAAUAAUGCUUAAUUCUAAAAUAUUAAUGUUAUUUAUUGAUAGUACCUAGUUGAAGUU